AGUUUGUGCUGUCAGAGGUGACAUCUCCAGCAAAGGGCAGGUUGGAGUAUCGCACCUGGUAAUAGCGGGAAGUUGUUGAAGAUUUCUGCAGUGGACUUGCACAGGAACCACAGUUUUCCUGCUCUAGGUGUUUUGUGCAUAAUGGAGAAGAUGGUGAGAAGAACAUGUGCAUUUUGCUCAGAUGGGGAGGCUGGUUCUGUGAUGUAUAUUGCCAAAGAGCGAAAUAUUGCAGCUCAUCAGGAUUGUCUGUUAUUUUCUUCAGGAUUUGUGGAAUCUGAAGAGUAUAACCCAGAUAACCUGGAUCUAAGGUUUGAUGUGGCAUCAGUGUUGAAAGAACUCAAGAGAGGAAAGCGGCUGGUGUGCAACUUCUGCCGCAAGAAAGGAGCCACUGUGGGCUGUGAGGAAAGAGCCUGUCGCAGAAGCUACCACUACUUCUGUGCACUCUGUGACGACGCAGCCAUAGAAACCGAUGAAGUAAAUGGAGUCUACCGAGUGUUCUGCCCAAAACAUGACCCAGGCAAUAGGACCAAUCACUAUGAUACAGCUAAUAAGAGGAGAAGACAUACACUGAAAUCUUCCACCAUGGCGGAGCAAAUGAGCACACAAGAGACAGCAGAAGAAAACAGUUUACAAAUACUAAAAAGGAAAAACAACAGGCAUAAAGUGCGAAUAGACUUUCUUAGGAAAUGUAAGCAAGCUGGGCUCCUGGAUGACAUAUUUGAAGAAAUGCUGGACACACUUCACCUGGCACAGGAAAAACUGAUGGAUGACAACACUUCAGAAACAGAGUAUGAAGAGACAGUAAUGUCACUCUUUGACUGUGGACUGUUUGAAAAUAUACUGACAAAUAUUCACUCAGGAACAGAGGAAAAAAUCCAGGAACUUCUGGAAAGCAGAAAAAAACUGGAUACUAAGAUUGAGCUACUGCAGGACUUGAAAGAAGUUGACCUUCUUACCCAAGAGAACACUGCGAGUACAUCUAGUACAAUGUCUGAAUAACCCCUAAGUCUGUCUGUAAUGGUGUCAGUAUUUAGGAUUUUUUAAUGGUAGAAACCAUAGAGCCUGUCUGGUCACUGUCUGAGUAAUUCCCUCUGGCCCUCACCUCUACCCCAAGAUAAGGAUACAGGCAAGAAGUGGGUGUUCUACUCAUUUUUAUACCUCACUGUUGCAAUAAUUUUAAGUUGUCCCUUUCUUUACAUUUUCCCCUGGAGCAAUGAGCAUUACACACCAAAUGUUAGCUUUUUCUAAAGCUCAGUGAAACCCUCCAGUGAAGACUUUGGUUUCCUCUCAGACAAGGGACCACCAGCUGCCACAGAGCACUUGUUAAAGUCGCUUCAGCUGUGGGAGCCCUCUUCUGCCUGUGCUGUAGCUGCUUCACUGUGUGCAGGACAGUGAUGGUUUAAGGAUUGUGUUGCUGCUUCGGCUUUCCAAAGAAGAUAAAAUUAGCAAAACUUGCACUUAAUGAAGCCUUCUGAAUUACAAACAGGCGUUUUUUAAUUCAGUGAUUCUUGAUUGACUGCUCAACAUAUAACUAGUUCUGCUGUAACAGUGUUUGCAAGCAGACCCAAAACAGUUGGGCAUCAUACGCUAUAAACAACAUGUAAAACAAGUCAAAGAACAAACUGUGUCUUCCUUUCACUAUUAAGAAAGGCUAUGACUUCCAUCUGUUUUGUCUUUAAAAAAAUGUUUUUAAUACAAAGAAGCAUUGUUUAGCUACGAAAGGGUAAGUUAACAAAAUAAAAUGUUUGUAAGAAA
This is a messenger RNA of Neopsephotus bourkii (Bourke's parrot), 1755 nucleotides long. It is a transcript of the gene PHF11, whose product is annotated as PHD finger protein 11. The record is from RefSeq and is a predicted model, not a curated record. Lineage: Eukaryota; Metazoa; Chordata; Aves; Psittaciformes; Psittacidae. Gene Ontology annotation, molecular function: histone binding; histone deacetylase binding. The coding region runs from base 142 to 999 and encodes 285 amino acids. The transcript has 10 exons. Gene Ontology annotation, cellular component: nucleus.